AUGAUUGGGUGGCGAGCGAAACGACGGAACGCGGUCCUUCAAGUGAGUCACUUCCGGACGGCGGCGGCGGCAGCUGGCCUCUCCAUUGUGGCGAACCGAAUGGCCCUCCGCGCCAUUCGUUUUCUGCUCAAAACCCUUCUUACGAGCUCCAAACUGCCCCAGGUGAGCCUCGCGCCUUUUUAUUGCAUCGGAUAUUUACACAAAAUUUUGAGAAUUUGAACAUUUCAGUGUACUUUUAACACUUUGAUGAUAGGAUAAACAUAUUUACAAGCUAUUUUCGAAAUUGGUUGAAUUUGCGUUGUCUUAUAGAAAACGAGGACAACGGAUUUUUUUCUGAAGAAACCUGAGUUUUUUUUUUUUGAAAUUUUUUUAGGUUGGAUUCAUUCUCAUACUAAAUAUUGAAAAAAAUCAGUUUUAUUCAUUAUUAUUACCAUAAAAUCCAUAAAGUCGCUCCUCCAAGAAAAGUUGAGAUGUUGAGCUUCUUCUUAACUUCUAACCCCAAAUAAAGCUCUGAAAAAAAUAAUUAAAUCUCUUGUAGGGUUUCAAUAUCUUUCGAAUAGUUCAAUCAAAUUUUUUUCUGUGAGAUUCGAUGCUUUCAUGCAAAAAAACUAGAGCGAACGAGCCAUUAGUAAAAUUACCAAAAAAAUAUUUCGAACUUCGAAUAAAACAAGAAAGUGAUUAUGUACCCAACAUUUUUUUGUUGCAGCUAGAAAAAAACCUAAAAACCAGUUUCGAAAAAAUCUACCAAACAAGAAAAAAAUUUUUUUCGCUGCGUUUCUCAGACUUGCCGAAAAAGACCACGCCCAUUGUGACUCAACGGCCUUUAUAAACAAAACUUCUGAGAAAAAAAUUCAAAUUUUUCGAAUUUUGAACUUUAAAAAAAGAUGAACUUCAAACUGAAUUCACAACUUCCAGAAAAAAAAAAUAGAGAAUUCAAGAAGAAGAGCUCUUUUCGCGUGAGAAUUGGGAUGCGACGCACUGCAUUUUACGCCACCUGCUACACUUAAAUAUUCAAGUUCGGAGCACUUUUUUCUCCUUGAAAAGAGAAGAAAACGCAAAAAAGAUGAAAGAAGUGAAGCCGAAGGGUAUGCGAGAAACAAAAAAAAAAGAAAAAAGAAGCGAUGAACUCUUGAGAAAAGAGGUCAUACCGAAGAAAACGAAGUUUGAAAUCGGGACAGCAAAAUUUUAGUGACCCUUAAAAGGAAAUUUGAACUUAGAAGUAUUCACUGUUUCAAAUGAAGUUAAAACAGACAAAGUGACAACAAUUAAAAAGAAAAUUUUUCGUGACCCGUGCAAGAAGAUUUGAUUUUUUCAAGAUGAAAACUGUAGCGGGAAAAAUUUCCAGAAAGAUCAAAUCAAGAAAAAGUAUUUUGAAUUCAGUACCGGGGUGAAAGGAAAAACCUCAAAAAAGCAGCGCUCAAAAAACCCCAAAAUUACGGUAAUAACUUUUUUCCGGUAGCCAAAAAAAACGCACACUUCUCCAAAUGAAUCAUUGUUUCGCGCAGAUGUUUUGAGGAGGAAAUACGGGUUGGAAUCGGGCCAGUCGAUGACUAA
Messenger RNA from Caenorhabditis auriculariae, 1554 nucleotides. Lineage: Eukaryota; Metazoa; Nematoda; Chromadorea; Rhabditida; Rhabditidae. The record is from the annotation of a GenBank genome assembly.